UAAACAUACGGACAACCGUACUUCUAUGAGACUACCAGGGCACUCAAGUAAUGACAUCAUUUGACUAAAUAGUGUGUUUCGUCAUCAUUCUGCGACUGAGGUGGUGAAAUCAGCUACUGCCAGGGAGAGAAAAAAAUGGCUCCAUCACCGACAAAGCGGAAGGAUCGUUCCGAGGACAAGGCCAAGGAUCGGGGGAAAGAGAAGACUGGCACCAAAGAGGGGCCGGAGAAGGAGAGAGGCAGAGAGAAAGGCCGUAAGCGGCGCAGUGCCUCCGCUGGUACGAGCAGCAGUAGGUCCCGCUCCAGCUCCACCUCCAGCACCAGCUCCGGCUCCAGCUCGGGCUCCUCCAGUGGCUCCAGCUCCUCUUCCGCCUCCAGCCAUUCUGGCUCCUCCAGCUCCUCCCGCUCUUCCAGCUCCUCCAGCUCCUCUCGGUCGCCCAGCGUCAACCGCCGUCGCCACGACAACCGCCGCCGUUCCCGUUCCAAGUCCAAGUCGCUGAAGAGGGGAGAUGAGAAGGAGCGCAAGAGGAGGAGCCCGAGCCCGAGGCCCACCAAGAUCCACCUGGGCCGGCUCACAAGGAACGUUACCAAGGAUCACAUUCAGGAGAUUUUCGCCACCUAUGGGAAGAUCAAGAUGAUUGACAUGCCAGUGGAUAGGCUCCACCCACACCUCUCUAAGGGCCACGCCUAUGUAGAGUUUGAAACGGCGGACGAGGCAGAGAAGGCCCUCAAACACAUGGACGGGGGUCAGAUUGACGGGCAGGAGAUCACAGCCUCCGCUGUCCUCACCCCACGGAUACGUCCUGCCCCCCGCAGGCUCUCCCCCCCACGAAGGAUGCCCCCGCCCCCUCCUGUGUGGCGUCGUACCCCACCGCGCAUGAGGAGGAGGUCCCGGUCACCGCGGCGGCGCUCUCCGGUCAGGCGGCGUUCACGGUCCCGUUCCCCCGGUCGCCGCCGCCACCGGUCCCGGUCCAGCUCCAACUCGUCCCGGUAGACGGGGCGGUCCCGGUCCCCACUGAGCCCAGCGCUCCCUGCCACUCUCACAGCGCCCCAGUCCCUCCUUUUCCCGCCUCCCUCCUCCUUUAUCCUUUCAGCCCUCCCUCCUUCCUUUCUUUUGUCUUUGGCUCGCAUUCAAUUAAUAUUUGUCCUUGACUUUGACUUGCAUGUAAAAUGCAGGGAUUACUUUUCUUCACAAACUCAGUUCUGGCGAGGUAAACUCUGUUCAUGAAGGAAAAAAAAAUAAAAACCAUAUUGCUUUUAAUUGUUGGUCAAAAUUUAAGGGCAAAUGCUGAUUGAACCCCAGCCUUUGAGUGGUAGGGCUCUGUGGGUGGUGUGGAAGUUGUCAACCCCAGCAGAAGCAGUCUGUGGCUCUGUCUCAGCAUUUUUUUGAUCCUCUGCGGGUUGUUUUAAUCUUAUUUUUUUACCCCCCCCUCUUAUUAAUUUUACCUUGAUGCAUUUCUAACUUCACCUCUGAUCUCACCUCACAGUUUUCUGCUGUAGUGAAGGGAUAGUCCUGGAGGUUUUUUUAAAGUUAUUAUUUCACUUUUGGCGCAUGUUUUUUGAUCGGCCCAGAUGGUUUUUGUGUGUGAUACAGGAUAUGUGAGAUACAGAAUUUCUGCUGGCCUGUCUGCUUUACAGUGGCAGGUAUCAGGACCUUGAGGAGUUUGUGGUCUAAAGCAAGAAAGUACACUUCAGAAUACUCCAUGACGUUGCUAUACCCGCUUCUUUGGUGUUACUGGUUGUUUUCUUGCUUUAGACCAGGAAGCCCUGAACGUCCCUUUAGAGAUGGUCAUUAUGAAGCCGGCUGGUUGUCAGUAUCUAAAAUGUCCUUUAUUUCACACAAAUACUGUGGGCCAAUCAAAGACAUGCACUAAAACUGAAAUAUAAACUCCAGAAAGUGGACUGUCUCUAAGGGUCAGUAGUGGUGGCCCUCUGAACUGUUCCCUUCUGUUCCUGCCCCAUUUCCUUUCCUCCUCCAAUCAGGUUCUGUUUUAUUAAUGGAGGGUUUUCAUUGGUUGUGAAACCGUUUGUGUUUUUGUGCAUUGUACAUAUAGGUGUACCCCCCUCCGUGUGGAUAAAAUGUCAUUGCAUCGGUCUGCAAGGCAUCCAUGUCAUUUUUCCCCACAUACUGCUUUUUUAUUUUUAAUUUUGUUUGGAAAAUAAAGUAGGUAAAAUGUG
Anguilla rostrata (American eel) is the source of this 2177-nucleotide messenger RNA. RefSeq names its product RNA-binding protein with serine-rich domain 1-like. The transcript is spliced from 7 exons. The record is from RefSeq and is a predicted model, not a curated record. Gene Ontology annotation, molecular function: RNA binding. Gene Ontology annotation, cellular component: ASAP complex; cytoplasm; nucleoplasm. The coding region runs from base 136 to 993 and encodes 285 amino acids. Gene Ontology annotation, biological process: mRNA splicing, via spliceosome. Lineage: Eukaryota; Metazoa; Chordata; Actinopteri; Anguilliformes; Anguillidae.